AUGCCUUUCGGCGACUGGUCUGCAACCGUCGAGCCCAAGGUUCUGGGGACUUGGAACCUGCACGAGGUCCUCGAGGAGGACUCGCAGAGAGACGUCGAGUUCUUCCUGCUGUUCAGCAGCUACAGCGGGCUGGUCGGACACUGGGGCCAGUCCAACUACGCGGCGGCGAACACGUUCCUCGACGCCUUCACGCAGUACCGCAUCUCCAAGGGGCUCCCCAGCGCCACCGUCGACGUCGGCAUCAUGGAGGACAUCGGGUACGUCAGCCGCAACGUCAACGUGCUCGGCCACUUCCACAAGACCUCCACCCACGCGGCCAAGGUCUCGGGCAUAUCCGGCGGCUUCGUCAACAAGCUACAGAUCGGCCUGGGUGUCCGGUCGACCCAGCCGCUCGACGUGCCGGAGAACCGCACGGUCUGGAAGAACGACGUCUGGAUGGCCGCGUACCGCAACACGGAGGCCGGGGAGGGCGGCGCCGCCGGCAAAAGCACCGGCAACAGCGGGUUGGAGGAGUUCCUGGCCAGCACGGCGCGCGAUCCGGCCGUCCUCGACGCGGACGCGACGGCGGACUUCCUGGCGCGCGAGGUGGACCGUACCCUGUACGGGUUCAUGCUCCGCGACACGGGCGACGAGGAUAUCGCCGCGCUGGACGUGUCACAGUCGCUCAAGGACAUCGGCGUCGACUCGCUGGUGGGCAUCGAGCUGCGCAACUGGUUCCGCCAGGCGCUGUCGCUCGAGGUCAUGGUGCUGCAGAUGAUGGAGGCGCCGAGUCUGCUGGCCUUGGGCGCCCGCAUGACGCAGAUGCUGAGGGAGAAGUUUACGGGACACGCCGAGGCAAACCAGGAGUACCUGGCGACAAAGAUGCCAUAG
Molecule: messenger RNA, 870 nt
Organism: Colletotrichum higginsianum IMI 349063
Lineage: Eukaryota; Fungi; Ascomycota; Sordariomycetes; Glomerellales; Glomerellaceae
Product: KR domain-containing protein
Exons: 2
Coding region: 1-870 (289 amino acids)
Biological process (GO): secondary metabolite biosynthetic process; fatty acid biosynthetic process
Molecular function (GO): fatty acid synthase activity; phosphopantetheine binding
Source: RefSeq, a predicted model, not a curated record